AUGGUAGAGCUGCAGCCUGUUGCAAGCCUGAGGGGCAAGAGCAUCACAAGUGCCGAGCAGCUUACGCGCGCGGAAAUCGAUGCACUGCUGCAGCUUGCUGGCGCCAUGCAGCGCAAGGUGGAAAGCGGCGAGGUGCUGAACCUCCUGCAGGGGCGCAUCAUGACACCCCUUUUUUUUGAGGAUUCCUCUCGCACCUUCACCUCCUUUUGCGCUGCGAUGAUCCGGCUGGGCGGGAGUGUGGUGAACUUUAAGGUGGAAACGUCGUCCAUCAACAAGGGUGAGACACUCACCGAUACGAUCCGCACUCUGGACUCCUACAGCGACGUGCUGGUGAUGCGGCACCCACGGCAGGAUGCGAUCCUCGAGGCCCUCACCGUGUCGCAGCACCCCAUUAUGAACGCAGGCAACGGCGCCGGUGAGCACCCCACGCAGGCGCUUCUUGAUACGCUUACAAUUCACGCGGAGCUGGGCUGCGUGGAUGGUAUCACCAUCGCGCUGAUUGGCGACCUUAAGAUGGGACGAACGGUGCACUCGCUCUUGAAACUCCUUGUGCGCAACUUUUUACCCAAGUGUGUGUUUCUUGUUGCUCCAGAUGCGCUGCAGAUGCCGCAGGAUGUGUUGGACUCCCUGCAGCAAGAGAUUGCGGCGAAGGGGGUGGUGAUACGCCGCACUCACGCACUCACAGAGGAGGUCAUGCAGCAGAGUGACGUGUUGUACGCAACGCGGCUGCAGAAGGAACGAUUUACGGCUUCCGAAUGCGAUGGUGCGGCCGCAAUGCGGUCUUUCGAGGCGGCAAAGGCCAACAUCACGAUCGAUGCGGCACGCAUGCAGCUGGCGAAGCAAAAAAUGGUUCUGAUGCACCCACUGCCACGCAACGAUGAGGUAAGUGUUGACGUUGACGCGGACCCGCGUGCGGCAUACUUUAGGCAGAUGCGGUACGGAAUGUAUAUGCGCAUGGCCCUUCUCUGGAGCGUUUUGGCGUGA
Molecule: messenger RNA, 984 nt
Organism: Trypanosoma rangeli
Lineage: Eukaryota; Euglenozoa; Kinetoplastea; Trypanosomatida; Trypanosomatidae
Product: aspartate carbamoyltransferase
Exons: 1
Coding region: 1-984 (327 amino acids)
Biological process (GO): 'de novo' pyrimidine nucleobase biosynthetic process; amino acid metabolic process
Molecular function (GO): aspartate carbamoyltransferase activity; amino acid binding
Source: RefSeq, a predicted model, not a curated record